GGCAGUGAAGAUGGAGCUUUGAAAUAUGAAACAAAUCGAAUCAGCACACUCCAGCUAACUGACUUUUAGUUUUAAAGCAUACUUGAUCAGAGGAAGAGGUAGGAUGGCGGGGAGGGGAGGAUGAGCCCCAGUUUCAAAUAGGCAAUCCUGUUUAGUGUCACUGAAACAGCUUGCUCGAAAUUCAAGGCAAAAGUUUCUUACCUUGGAUUAUAAGCUGGGAAGCAUAAAGCAAUGUUUGUUUUGUUCACUAAUGUACGUCCAGUGCCUAGAUCUAGUUGGUGAUUCAAAAAUAUUACAGUGAAAUGGAAUGUAGAGUAGGAUUUUGCUAGAGAAGAAGUAGCCCUCAGGGACCCAUUGAAGUUACCUAUAUAGAGCACACCACCACCAGAAGCAACCAUGCCUGUGGAAGGAGGGAAAACAGAUAUGGAGAGGAUUGGGCUCUUCAGUGAGAUGGAAUAUGUUACUGUGGGUGAUAAAUAUGUGUCACAAUUUAAUCGACCCUUUAAUGAAGCUGCAAGCAAAAAUAGACAGAUGCUACCUGGGGGAUCCAAAGAAAUGUCAAAUCUCCAGGCAGGUUAUUUUGAUCCCCAUUUUGUAAGGAUUUUUGAAGGUGAAGGCUACGUAAACCUGAAUCAAGUGAGGAGACGGCAUAUGAUGGAAGAAGCCAAAAAAAAUCUAGGCAAAGCGUUCCUUCCUAGUAAUGGAGAUAAGAAGCCAUGUGGAUUAGGAAGUUACUAUGGAACAAUAGGUAGACCAGUCCCAUUUUUCAGUGCACAAUCAAAACCCAAAGAAAAAUAUGAGCCACCUGGAAAGAAUUUGUACACAAACCCAGGAAAGAAAGGAACUGGAUAUGGCUAUGCAAAUGUUACCAUAGGUAAACAGUUUUCACACUCUGCUGAUUUCUAUGAUGCAGCAAAACUAAAUGACAAGAAAGAGAAUGAAGAACAUCAUCGUUUACUUAAAGGGACACCUUUCAAAUUAAAUCUUUACCCAAGGGAAUAUUUUGAUACCAAUCCUUAUUUGAUUGAGAAACCUUUACCACCAAUUAAAAAAGCAAAGAAGAAAGAAGCACGUGCAAACCCUUUUAAGCCCUCUUCUCCUGGUAAAAAGGCUGGUGGAAUGAAGGCAGGAACAUUUGAUUCUUACCCUUCACAUUCUGCUGACCCUUAUGGGGUUAAAUUGACAAGCCAUAUUUCCAGCAAAGGUGCUAAGGUUUUCCAUCCACCAGGUGGACCAAAAAGCAGACCAACUGAAAGUAUAAUGACUUUGAAUGUCAAAAGGGCACUAAAUAUGAAGAACUACAAGACUGCUUCAGUACAGUCCUAUUAGCAUCUGGAAGACAAAUAGCCUUAUAGGUCCGGACUUCCAAAAAUUCAUUAUCAAGUGCUCAUUAUUUGAAAAAAUAUAAGAUAUCGUGGAACAAAUAGCUCAAGCAUUGAAAAGAAAUUUAGGGCUGUGACUCUAAUACUCUUCCAUCUUUUAGUACUAUUACAUAAUAAAUAAAUAGUAUUUGUUAA
Kogia breviceps (pygmy sperm whale) is the source of this 1517-nucleotide messenger RNA. Lineage: Eukaryota; Metazoa; Chordata; Mammalia; Artiodactyla; Physeteridae. The record is from RefSeq and is a predicted model, not a curated record.